UCAUCACUGAAAAAUGAAUAUUUAUUACCCAAUUCUUUAAAUAAAGAUACCUUAUUUUUUUCUCAAGACACAAUUAUUUCUGAUUCUUCUGAAGAUUUUUUGGCCAGUGAAUCACCAACAUUUGAACUUGAAGUUUUCAAAAACAAUGUUAACUAUUUUAAUUUUGCCACAAUUCCUUCAGAAGAUUCAUUGACCAUGAAUGAAUUAAAAAAAAUUGAUGACAAAAUCAAUGCUCUUGAUGUUCUUUUUACUAAUGCUCAAGAUAAAUUUUAUAUAUAG
Molecule: messenger RNA, 279 nt
Organism: Racocetra persica
Lineage: Eukaryota; Fungi; Glomeromycota; Glomeromycetes; Diversisporales; Gigasporaceae
Source: the annotation of a GenBank genome assembly